CAACACUUCGCCAUUUCAGAUUUGGGAGGGGAGGGGAGUUCCUGUGAAACUCCCGCGAAAGAAUUAGGUCAGCUGAGCCGAGGUUUCCUGCAUCUGGUCGUUUCUUCAUUGAAAAUAUCCCUUAACGCUGUCUAGUCGUCUCUCCGUGUUCCGAUGAGUUUAGUUUGGAUGGUACGGAUGAAUUUAUCCAGCGCUGUCCCGGGUUGAAUUCAGUCAGAGUCGGUAGUCGGAUUUCUCCGCUCACAGCUCCGGAGCUAGCUGAGUGUAAACAACAAGCAUGAAGAGGGUGAAAGGAGGAGAGGAGGGCAGCAUCAGCCCCUCCAGUGAGAGCCCACCAGAAGCCAGCAAGAAGGUGCGCAAACAGACGAGCGAGGAGUCUGAGGCUCAGGCUGUGGUCAGUGAGUCAACAGAAUGCGAUUGGGCUAGACUACCGCAGGAGCUGCUGCUUCACAUCCUCCAGUACCUCCCACUGUUGGACAGGGCUUAUGCGUCCCAGGUGUGCCGCGGCUGGAACCAGGCAUUCCACAUGCCUGAGCUGUGGCGGUGCUUUGAGUUUGAGCUUAACCAGCCAGCCAGCUCUUACCUGAAAGCCACACAUCCAGACCUCAUCAAGCAGAUCAUAAAAAGGCACUCCAACCACCUGCAGUAUGUCAGCUUCAAGGUUGACAGCAGUACAGAGUCUGCAGAGGCAGCAUGUGACAUUCUUUCACAGCUGGUGAACUGUUCUCUGAAGACCUUGGGGCUCAUCUCCACAGCCAGGCCCAGUUUCAUGGAGGUCCAGAAGUCUCAUUUCAUCUCAGCUCUGACUGUGGUGUUCGUCAACUCCAAAUCGCUGUCCUCUUUGAAGAUCGACGACACGCCAGUGGAUGAUCCGUCUCUGAAGGUCCUGGUGGCCAACAACAGUGACACCCUGAAACUGCUGAAGAUGAGCAGCUGCCCUCACGUCUCGCCUGCAGGGAUCCUUUGUGUGGCCGACCAGUGUCAUGGACUGAGAGAGCUGGCACUGAACUACCACCUCCUGAGCGAUGAGCUCCUUCUGGCCCUCUCCUCGGAGAAACACGUCCACCUGGAGCACUUGAGGAUCGACGUGGUGAGCGAGAACCCCGGCCAACACUUCCACACCAUCAAAAAGAGCAGCUGGGACGCCAUGGUGAAGCACUCGCCCAAAUUCAACCUGGUCAUGUACUUCUUCCUCUACGAGGACGAGUUUGGGCCUUUCUUUAACGAGGAGAUCCCCGUCACUCACCUCUACUUCGGCCGCUCGGUUAGUAAGGAGGUCUUGGGCCGCGUUGGCCUCCACUGCCCUCGUCUGGUGGAGCUGGUGGUGUGCGCUAACGGCCUGCGCCCCCUGGACGAGGAGCUGAUCCGCAUCGCCAAGCACUGCACCCAGCUGUCCGCCAUCGGCCUGGGCGAGUGCGAGGUUUCCUGCAGCGCGUUUGUGGAGUUUGUAAAGAUGUGCGGUCGGAGGCUUUCUCAGCUGUCCAUCAUGGAGGAGGUGCUUAUUCCCGAUCACAAAUACACCCUGGAUGAGAUCCACUGGGAGGUUUCUAAGCAUCUGGGUCGGGUGUGGUUCCCCGACAUGAUGCCCACCUGGUAAAGCGAAGCCAAAGAGGCACACGUGAUUAGUGAUUUGUGGUGUGGAACAAUCGUGUUUGCGUUGAAAGUCUCUAAACUCUCUCGCUGUCGUAGAAUGUUUGGUGGCAACUGCGAGAGCUUAAACUUGCUGAACUCCUGCGUGUGGAGUGCAGAGUGAGGAUGUAAGGUGGCGCCUGACUGCUACACAAUGUCAUGUCAUGACCACAAAAAUCUCUGCCUGUCAGCUUCAACGUGGACUGUGGAAUCCUACUUUGCUAAAUGAGGAGACAGAACGCGCCAUGCCGGCUUCUCCAGCUAGUAAACAAUCAGCACACAGAGUAGUUCAGGGGGAAGAUACGACUAUAAAAGCAAUGUUUUAUAACUGCAAAUUAAGUUAUAUGGACACUUUAGCUUGGGUAUGAUUAUCUAUAAUAUGAGAGAUGUGUGUGUGUGAGAGUAUGAAGGUAAAUGUAUGUGUGCUAUAAUGUUUUUUAACAUUGGGGGGAAGACUAGGUGCACAAUUGCAUGUAGUUACACUACCACUUGGCCUACUUAAAUCCAGAUUGCAGCUCUGCAUUCUAACAAUAUAUGGCAUUGGAGGUUUCCACAUGGCUUUAUUCCUACAUAGUAUGCGACAGGCGGUGUUUGUCAGCUGUAGUCGAAAGGAGACUCUUUAAACGUGCAGAGUAGUGGCUGGGUCCUACGCCUAUCUGUAAACUAAUUUAAAAAGAAAAUGCAGCGGAUAGGCGUUUGACGGCAUCUUGUUUUUCCUCCUAAAGCAGGCUCAAUCGUACAUUGAUAGCAAGAAAAGAGUUGAAAAUGUUUGGAAGUCAGCCCAGAGAGGGAACCGAAGCGUGUAUAUAGGUGUCUAUCUAUGUGAUGUGAAGGUGUACAGUGCUGAUUGAUAUCAUGGACUUUUAUUUUCUCUGUUUUUAUGUCCUGCAUUGCAAAUCACGUUGGCUCUACGAAUGAAUUAUCUCCGUUUUGUACAGUCAUAGAUUUUGUUCUAAGCACCUUACAUGGACACCAAAUGAUAGUCAGGAAAGAUAAAGUCCUUCUGCCAUGAUUGAAACUAGAAGAGCAAUCUUUAAAAUGCUCCGAAUUAUCACUGUUCUGGGAGUCUGUUGAGUCAGAUACCCAUGACAGUAUGUAGAAGAAAUAUAGAGAAAUAAUGAAAGCAGAGACAUGAUCAUCGUGUAAAUAAAGAAUGCACAGAAUUGUCUGAAUUUGGAGGUGAUUUCCCUAGCCUUCGUAUACAGAUAACUAAUAGUUCUAUAAUGGAGUCUCUGCAGCUCACAAUGCACUCUGGGAAUGCAAAAGUAACCCUUAGUGUCUUUCAGGUGCAUCAAAUAUUUCCUUAAUAGGUUUCAUUUGUAUCUUCUGCUAUUUGACUGUUCAAGCUCUAAACCUCUUCAGUGAAUAUCUGCCCUCCUCCCAUUGGUCCUCAUUGACUCUGUAUCGUGUCAACACAUCGUACAUACAGCAGAGGAAGCAGUGUUCAUCUUAAUUACAAACUCCCUCUUUACUUUACAGAUAUUAUUUUAAGUUCUCCUGUCCAAGAAAACAUCCAACCAUUUCAGUCAGAAGAGAUUUGGCAAAGUCAGAUGAGAGAAACCAUUUUUUUUUCCUUUAAGAAGGAAGUCAAAUGCAUCUGUAUAUAAAACGCUGUGUGUUUGAUUAUUAUGAAUAGAAAUGUACUUAUUUCUUUAAUUUCGCCCUCUGUCAGGGUUUGAAGUUUCUUUAACCAACGACUCGUGUCUUUUAUAGAACCAGAGUGCAAGUUCUCCUUUACUAGGUGGAUCUUUUUCAUACAGUGGUCACUAGAGAAGAUAAGACGUUUAAUUUAUUGAUAUGGAUUCUGCUUUUGUAAUUUGUUUUUCCGUGUUUUGUCAGUUAAACAAAAGAAGCAAUCAAUAUAAGCACCAGCAAACAGACCAGCAACAAGUUUUUAGUUUGGUUUGGUUUUGACAAUUCAAACUUCAUUGUCAGGAUUUUGUUGCAUGCAGGUUGUCCAAAAGUUGAGUCCACAAAACCUUUAAUCAUGUGACACACAAGAUACAAGUGAUGUAAACCUCCCCCCAAAAAAUAAAUUAAAUUGACAUUCCAGUAAGUGAUUCAGAUUUGCCAGAUUUUUUUUAAUGCUUUGUGAAAAAGGGAUUCAGUUUCCUGGAAGAAAAAAUUAUUAAACGACAAUUAAUGUGCUUAAAAUGGCAUGAAAGUAGUGCUGUUUUGCUUGGCUUUCCUUCAAGUGACCAGAUCUAAAUCGUACUGAAAAUCUUAAUUAGAGCCCGACCGAUUAAUCAGCCAACCGAUAAUAUCGGCCCAUAUUAGCAUAUCCAGUGACUAUCUGUAUCAGCUAAUUUUAUCGCAUAUAUGUGCCGAUAUUACAGGAUUUAUUCACCAGACAAAAAGCAUUUCAUUUAAUUAAACUUGCAGUUCUCGUUCACCAGCCGAGGGCGCUAUAUAGAUUAAAACAAGCAUUAUCACUCCAGAGUGUCGAGCAGUGAUGCAGGUACAUGCGCAGUGACUUUACAGUUGAGUGACCAUCUUGUCUUCUUUGUCCUGUAAAGCUUUCCACAAGUGUUCGAUAACUGCAUUUGAAGGAAUAACGCAAUAAAUAAUACGUGUGUAUAUCUACAUCGAUCUCUACAGGUUGAUAACGCCGAGAAAGAUAUCAGCCGAUAGAUCGGAUUUUUUCACUCUCCAAUAUUUCGUAUCGGUCGGGCCGUUGUCUUAGGGUCAUCAUCAUUAAAUUAAAGUCAGAGGACAAUGACUUAGUCUGAAUUUUAUGACACAUUAUAAGUUAACAAGAGCCUCACAAGGGGGGGAACAUUUUGAGAAAAAGAGUUUACAGCAUGAAAGUUGUAAAUUCACAACAAAAGAACAAAUUCUCUGGACUGGGGUGAUAUCCUCAUGAACUUGUACAACAUGUUAACUUUUAGCCACCAAAGAAUAGCCAAUAUAUAUUUUUUAAAUGAAUGCAUCAUAGUAUUUUAUAAAUGUUUCUUUUUUUUAAAUUAAGCUUUUACAUAGAAGCUCUCAAACAGCAUCAUGUUACAGUUAUCCCAAAAAAAGAAAUGGCCAUAAUAAGAGAGACUUUUGUUUAAACUGCUGUGUCAACAAAGUCCAUUUACCAUGAAGCAAAAUAGCAAUAAAAUCUUCAACGCUUCAAGUACUUCACUAACAGCAAAUAAAUGUAUUUAAGAAACAUAGACUUUAAGAUGUUAAAUGUACUUCAUUACAGUUGAAGAGAACUUAAAUGGACAAAAAGCCUUUGACAACGUUGCAUGUCAGUAGGACCUGUAGACAACAGAUCUGAUUUCUGUGUGGCUUCAUUCACGUCUUAUUUGACAUUUCAAACAGCCGAACAAUAACGUAGACUAAAUUAGACACACUGAUUGGAAGUGCAAGGCUUUCUAUUGGAUUAAACUAACGUAGCCUAUUGAUAGGAUUGGUCUGUUUGCACUAAAAUAGAUACCUUUGCUGAUCGUCUGUGCUCAUGUACUUUAGCAUCUCAUUGGUACAGUAACAUAUCCUGAUACAGUUUUCAUAACUCAUGCAGUGCAUUCACUGAUCGCCGUGACAGCAGCUCUGGAGUCAAAGUCAAUACUCUUCCUGGUUUCAAUCAUUGUUCUGUCGGCUUCUCUUGGAAAACUUCACCACAGCUAUCUUAACCUCAGAGUCCUCUGUAACUUUUAUUAGGAUUAAACUGGUGUUGAUAUUGCUGUCAUUUAGUUUUACUUGUGUAUUGGUAAAUGCUCCGUCUUCUUUGCUUUACUGCUGUCAUGAAGUUAAAAUGAUUGGUUUGGAAAUGUGAUCUUAUACUGGUAAUAAACAUUUGUGAAUGUA
Molecule: messenger RNA, 5424 nt
Organism: Labrus bergylta (ballan wrasse)
Lineage: Eukaryota; Metazoa; Chordata; Actinopteri; Labriformes; Labridae
Gene: fbxl3a
Product: F-box and leucine-rich repeat protein 3a
Molecular function (GO): protein binding
Source: RefSeq, a predicted model, not a curated record